Molecule: messenger RNA, 2229 nt
Organism: Malassezia sympodialis ATCC 42132
Lineage: Eukaryota; Fungi; Basidiomycota; Malasseziomycetes; Malasseziales; Malasseziaceae
Molecular function (GO): 1-alkyl-2-acetylglycerophosphocholine esterase activity
Source: RefSeq, a predicted model, not a curated record
AUGCACCUCCCCGAACCGCGUGGGCCCUUCAAAGUAGGGAUUGUGGAUAUUGAGGUUCCCGUACGGAAUCCAAAGGACUUUAUUCCCUCGUAUCUGAGCCGAACUCGCGUGAAUAAGCUUUCAAAAAAUGGCAAAAAAGUUCGGAGACGCAAGGCCAAAAAAGUGUACAACAAUUUCACCACUGGCCUAGAGGAGGAAGACGUUGAAGUUGAUGACCUAGGUGCAGCAGAAGACGAAUUUCUAGGUACGCAUGGCUUCCACCUGCGCACCUCGACCCUUCACUUCCGUACGGUCUUGUUCUCGCUUUACUACCCGAGCGCAGAAUUGUCCGAGUCCCAGCGCCGGAAGUACAAGCAGCCCAAAUGGCUCGGCUUCCCAUUGAAGAAGACAACGAAGGCGGCAUGGUCAUAUAUUGGAGAGUACGGUAUGUGGGCCCAGUUCUUCGUGCCGACACUCUUAACGCUCAUACGCGCUCGGCCGGCUGCGCGUGUGGCUCUACCGCUGGGCGAUCCAUCCAAGGUGCCUAGCGAUUUGGGCUGUGGUGCUGCAGGUGAAGCCAUUGACUCCAUGACGACCAAGAAGUUUCCUGUCGUCAUCUUUUGUCACGGUCUUGCCGGCAACCGCCUGGCCUAUUCGCAAUUUUGCACAGAGCUUGCUUCGUAUGGUUUUGUUGUGGCUGCAAUUGAACACAGAGAUGGUUCCGGUAUGGGAAGCUAUGUGUGGACUGGACUGGACUCGAUCUUGAAUUCGAGCGAUGUAAGCAGCCCCGCACUCGCCAAGCGUUUGCGAAAGAAUGUACUAAUGGGGGCAAACGAAUCUGUGUUGAAUCUCUCGCUGAAUGAGGAAAGUCAGCUCAAUGAUGACCAAGAGCGGUCUGUGCCUUCUCUUUUUAGCGACUAUACCAAAGUGCCCUACUUGCCUUUUGAAAAGGUGGGUCUUCGUCCCUUUAUGGCUGUACAGGGCGAGAAAGAGAUACAUCUUCGUCAGGCGCAGCUUUCUAUGCGUGCGGCUGAAAUCAUGGAGACGAUGUACGUCUUGAAGCGCAUCAACGAUGGCGAUGCCGAGUGGGUUGCACGCCAUCGAACGCGAAGUCUCGGAGCGGCGCUGGUGGGCACGAAAGAGUUCAAGAAAAUGCGUCGGCAGGGUCUUUUGGAACACACCAGCGAAUUUUUGGCGGGUUGGAAGAACAAACUGGAUAUUGAUUUUCCUAGUUUGGUCGGCCAUAGCUUCGGUGGUGCGACUUUAUUUGAGUUCUUGCGCAAGGAUCAAGAUCUCUUCCAGUUUGGUAUUAUUUUGGAUCCCUGGAUGGACCCUGUGCGCGAUCCACUGACAGAUGAGAGCGUUCGAGGCAAGCUCAACAAGCCUGUGUAUGUCAUCAACUCGGAAGGCUUCACCAUGUGGCCUGAGCAGUAUAUUAAGUUGCGCCGCGUUACUAUGGAUGGAGUCAAUGCCAGUCCGGAACAUCGCGGCUGGCUCAUGACGCUUUCAGGUACCAACCACGGCGACUUUAGUGAUCUGCCCUAUUUGCUUCCUCGUAUAUUUGGCUCGGCGGUGCAUGCAGACGAGGCAAUGCAAACAUUUUCGGUGGUGACGCGAGCGCAAAUCACCGCCCUACGCCAAAACUGGCACCUCUAUCAAAUCCGUAAAGGCGCUAUCCCUGAUGAUAUUGGUCUUAACAAGCAACUUGUGCCCUCUGGAGGCGCGCACAUCAUGGACGAGCAAAAUAUGCCAGUGACCAAAGAAAUGAUGCAAUUUCUAUAUCAGGUGCGAGUUCUUUCGAAGCGCUUAAAUCGCCGCAACCGCAAAAAUCUCUUUUGGGAAUUGCACGGUUGGCGGUAUCAAGCACAGCACGACCCUCACACACGUGCCGGCAAGAAGUUCCAGCGUAUUCAGGCCAGGGAAGAGGCCCGUACUAGCCGCCAGGCAAAUACUGGUGAUAUGAACCCUGAUUUGGAGCACGAGGUGGACGAGAAAAAACAGCAAAAGGCGAUUCUGGAGGAUCCGAAGAACAAGCCACAGUUUAUUGACCCUAUGAGCGACGGCAGCGAAGCUUGGUAUGGCCAUUUGGUCGACACAGAUGCACGGACCGUGUUUGAUCAGUGGCGUCAAGAGGUCAGCAUAGCAAAACACCACCGGCGCCCUCUGUCUCUCUUUUCACUAUUUUUAUGGUUCCUCGGUAUCGGGGAUGGGUUGGCUCCGGCCGGUCAUUUGCUAGUGCACGAUUUAUAG